Molecule: messenger RNA, 744 nt
Organism: Naumovozyma dairenensis CBS 421
Lineage: Eukaryota; Fungi; Ascomycota; Saccharomycetes; Saccharomycetales; Saccharomycetaceae
Gene: YSA1
Product: ADP-ribose diphosphatase
Exons: 1
Coding region: 1-744 (247 amino acids)
Biological process (GO): ribose phosphate metabolic process; nucleoside phosphate metabolic process
Cellular component (GO): nucleus; cytosol
Molecular function (GO): ADP-ribose diphosphatase activity
Source: RefSeq, a predicted model, not a curated record
AUGUCAACUUUGACUUCGUUAUCUAAAAUAACCCUACAAAAAAGAUUGUCAUUAUCACUAUCAAUAUCAUCGAGAACAUAUUUUAAAAGAAGAAUGAGUCCAACAAUCAGUAAAGGGAAACCAGAAGACGCCAAGAUCAUAGAGGCCAAACCAGUAUCUAAUACCAAAGAUUGUAAAUGGAUUGGCUUAGAAAAGAUUAAAUAUACUGACCCAAAUGGUAAUGAGAGAGAAUGGGAUAGUGCUGUUCGUUUAACAAGACAUGACGGUGAAAUUGAUGGGAUUGGUGUAUUAGCCAUUUUGAAAUAUGAUGAUGGGAGACCCGAUGAAAUCUUGUUACAAAAACAAUAUAGACCACCUGUUAAAGGUGUUUGUAUUGAAAUGCCUGCUGGGUUAAUUGAUAAAGGUGAAGAUGUCGCAACUGCUGCUAUAAGAGAAUUGAAAGAAGAAACUGGGUUUGUUGGGAAGAUUAUUCAUAUUAGUCCAACUGCUUUCAAUGAUCCAGGUUUCACUAAUACUAAUCUAGUAUUAGUCACUAUAGAAAUUGAUAUGUCAUUACCAGAAAACAAGAAUCCUCAAACCGAACUGGAAGAAAAUGAAUUCAUUGAAUGUUUCAGUGUCCCAUUAAAGAAAUUUGCAGAGGAAUUGAUCGAAUUAGAGAAGAAAGGUUAUAAAUUAGAUGCAAGAGUGCAAAAUGUCGCUCAAGGUAUUCUUAUGGCCAAACAAUAUAAUAUUAAUGAGCAAUGA